Molecule: messenger RNA, 9311 nt
Organism: Solea solea (common sole)
Lineage: Eukaryota; Metazoa; Chordata; Actinopteri; Pleuronectiformes; Soleidae
Product: protein AF-17-like
Exons: 20
Coding region: 298-3492 (1064 amino acids)
Biological process (GO): regulation of transcription by RNA polymerase II
Cellular component (GO): nucleus
Molecular function (GO): nucleosome binding; histone binding
Source: RefSeq, a predicted model, not a curated record
CUUUGUUAUUGUGAGUUUGAUUCAUUCUGACCCAGAACAGGUCUGCACAUGCGCACUGCAUCGCUUCUAUGGGGACGAGGGAGGACAUCACGGAAAAAACGUAGCAGCAGCAGCAGCAGCAGCAGCGAAUCCCACGCCGAGAUUUCGUCUCUCCGCUGCGGUCAAACUGCGCCACGGACGCGGCCUGUGACUAUGCCCGGCGCGGCGGUGCGGAGCGGCGGGUGAACACUUGACGAGCCCGUGAAGUGUGAGCCGUUUGCCGGGAGAGGAAACUACAAUUCUUCAUGCGGGAGCAGCAUGCGGGAAAUGGUCGGAGGCUGCUGCGUGUGUUCAGACGAGCGAGGCUGGGCUGAGAACCCGCUGGUCUACUGUGAUGGACACGGCUGUAACGUCGCCGUCCACCAAGCCUGUUACGGCAUCGUCCAGGUGCCCACCGGCCCGUGGUUCUGUCGGAAGUGCGAGUCACAGGAGAGGGCGGCGCGCGUGAGGUGUGAACUGUGCCCCCACAAAGAUGGAGCCCUCAAGAGGACGGACAGCGGCGGCUGGGCCCACGUCGUGUGUGCGCUCUACAUCCCUGAGGUGCAGUUUGCCAACGUCCUCACCAUGGAGCCCAUCAUCCUGCAGUAUGUCCCACACGAGCGAUACAUCAAGACCUGUUAUAUCUGUGAGGACCAUGGAAGGGAGAGCAAGGCAGCGUGUGGAGCCUGCAUGACCUGCAACAGACAAGGCUGCAGACAGGCCUUUCACGUCACAUGUGCUCAGAUGGCUGGUCUGCUGUGUGAAGAGGAAGGACCAGAAGCUGACAACGUCAAAUACUGCGGCUACUGCAAGCAUCACUACAACAAACUGCAGAAAAAGUUGCGUUCUAGUGAAAAUACAAGUACGUCCUUCACUCAUCCCAGGGGGCGCUCUACCUCGCCUUCACAGGACAAACACCACCAUCACAGGCAGAGGAAGAGUCAUAAAGACAAGAUUCGGCAAAAAGAGCGUCACAAGAAGUCGUCUGACAGACUGAGCUCAUCAGUGACCACGAGCAUAGAAAAGAUCUCCUCCAGUCACCAUGGCAACAAAGACAAUGAGGGAAAAUCCAAGAAGCUGAGCUCACACACUCAUGGUCAUCGCAGUAAAAAGACAGGGAGCACUGGCAAGAGCUGCUCCUCCUCCUCCUGCUCCUCCAGUCCCUUCAACACAGGUGGCUCCUUGUCUUCAGCUCAGGAUUUCCAUCAGUUCUCGUCUUCGUCACGUCUGGAGCGUGAACCUGACCACAGUGGAGAGGAGCGCAAGGAGCGUCACCGGAGGCCAGCAGUCCAGGAGAACGAGGAAGAGGAGGACAAGGAUGAGGAGGAGGAGGACAAGGAUGAAGAGGAGGAGGACAGUAAAUACCACAAGCCUCCAGCACUGACUCCUGCUGAUGGUCCACUGGCAGCAUCACAAGGUCAUGACAGGUCAGAGGACAACUCCAGCCCCUUCGAGAACAAGGUCACCAUCUCUACGUUCGGGUCCAUCAUGCGUAUCACCUCCUCAUCAGGACUCGGCAGCAGCACUAAGAUCCGCAAGAUCUCCUCCUCCUCCUCGGGGGACUACAAACCCUCCAAGUCACUCUGCAAGCCGCCUCAACUGAGUCGGCCACCUGUCCUCGAGGAGGCUGAUGUGGAGGACAAGGCCACGCCCCCUCCUCCACUGCCCAGAGAGAGGAGGCACCGGGGCAGCAAGAAGAGUCGCCACGGCCCCGGGCGCCCGCGGGGCAGCAAGAACCGAGAGAGGAGGGACGAGGAACUUCACCAUCACCAUCAGCAGGCAGCAGCAGCAGCAGCAGCACCUCCUCCUCCACCUCCUCCAGCCUUAACCUCCUCGCUCUACACAAGCCCGUCCUCCAUCCCACACCCCGUCUUCCCCACCACGCUACCUCCCACCUCUUCCUCUUCCUCCUCCUCCUCCACCUCAUCGUCGUUCACCUCCUCUGUGGGCAGUUUCUCCACAGGUCGUGGUCACUCACUGCUUGGCUCUGGUCUCUACUCCAGCCUCAAGGACCCUCUCACACUGGGUGGGGGUGUGUGUAGCCCCCCUCUGUCCCUGGGUGGGGGGGUGUGUAGCACCUCCUUGUCUCUGGGAGGGGGCAUGUGUAGCACCCCUCUCUCCUCAGGACUCCUCCCAUCCCAUGUCUCCUCGCUGUCUCUUCCGUCGGUCAACGCCGUCACAAACACACAGGUCCAUCCAGGUUCAAGCAGCACCUACAGCAUGACCUCGUCUCAGCCUUUUACCAGCUGUCUAUCCACAGCCCCGACACUGCCGCCACUACUGAGCCAAGCCCAGACCUCACUGCCAGAGUCCGACAUGGAUGACUGUCGCUUCCCGUGUCAGGGGAACUCGCCGAGAGAGAGUCUUUCCUCACAGUCUCCCAUGAGCUGUCUUCCUCUUCUGUUUGACCCGAGAGACGGACUGGGAGCAGGAGUCCGAGCUCACCCUGAGAACGUCCCUGCAGCCAGCUCCCACAUCGAGCUGCUGCUGGAGAAACACAGCAACGGAGAGAUGGGAGUCAACAUUGUAGAGAUGCUGCAGUCGCUCCACUCGCUGCAGCAGGAGAACCAGCGUCUCCAGGACCAGAUCCUCAGCCUGACGGCCAAGAAGGAGCGGCUGCAGGUUCUCAACACGGAGCUGGCCGUGCCUUUUCCUCAGCACUUCCACUCUGUCCAGGGCUCCUUACACACCUCAGCCCAGAUCAACUUCCUGUCGUCCAUCCAAGACCCCCUUAGCACCAAUAAGAGCCCUCUGUCCAAGAGCUGCUUCCUGAAUGACACCUCCUUCAUUACCUCGUCUGAGGAGCUUCACUCUGGAAGUCCUUCCCGCAGUAGCUCGUCCCUCUCCUUCCACAGUACUCCUCCUCCUCAGCAGAGCCCCGCCUCCUUCAGCCAGCCCGUGCUGAACGGUCUGAGUGUGGGGAGCAUGGGUCAGGCCGGCGGCUCCUCCCUGCCGGCGCUGGGCGGGCUGAUGGCGUCUCUGGCAGGAAGUCCUCAGCUGAGUAUGAACAGUGUACUGGGGAGUCUGAACGGUGUGAUCCAAUCUCCUGUGCAGAACCCGCCUCAGCCCACACUCCCCGCUCUGAGGCCGCAACCUCCACCACUCAACCCGCAGGCACUGGCACAAGGUUUCCAGCUCCCCAAGAGUGUGAGCCCGUCGUCUCUCCUCACAGAGCAGCAGAAGCAGUUUCUUCUUGAGCAGCAGCAGCUCCAGCAGUUCCUCACCUCACAGAACUUCACUCCUGAGCAGCAGCUGGUCGUGUGCCAGAUGCUGCAGCAGCAGAGACAGAGGGAGCUGCAGCGCCUCACGCUGACCGGAGCGCUCGCCUCCACCCCAAACUCACCCAACCUGCUGUCGUCGGCCACCGCCUCACCCCUGCAGGGAAACCAGGGCGGCGGCCUCUUUGGUCUGCAGGACGGUGCACUGCACAAGCCCGGGGCUGCUGGAGAAAAGGGCGGAGACAAGAAUGGGUGAAAGGUCAAACACACAGGAGCCGCUCAGAUGAAGAUAUCAGGCAUCACACGCCUUCUUGAAGAACUGAAGACAAGUGAGACGACUUAAAAACGUCUUUUACCCUCGUUUAUGAAUGUAUAACAAGAUGGACUGAAACGUCAAGGUGAAGUUUUUUAUGUUUUUUUUAUUAUUAUUAUUAUUAUUAUUAUUAUUAUUAUUAUUAUUUGUAAUUCUUUAUACCAGAAGUUCUUUUAAUAGGUUUAUGUGUGUAGGCAGCUUUCAGAGAGCACAAUUUCUGUGGUCUCGUCUUAAAUUGCACUAUUAUGUUAAUAAGACCAAUGGGGCUGCUCAUGAAGGCGGAGCUGCAGUUCCUGCUGCACCCUGCAGGUGCAGUGUUAACGUUCCGUUUGUGAGCGUCAUGGAUUGUCCUCCGUGGCUUGAACCAGAGUUUUUCCAGGAUCAGUUUUCUGCUCAAUCUUUCAACCUCCGCCUGUCUUCCUUCAUAUUUUGUCUUCCUUUUUCUGUUCACCCCGCCUUCUUCUAUCAUAGGCACUUAUUAUGUAAAGCAUAAAUAUACUGUCACUUUUCAGUGUGUGGUCAGUGGCAUUUCAAUAUUAAAGGGACAGUUGAGGUUUUAAGAGUGUGGUUGUAUGAGGUAUUUUCACAGUAUACCCCAUUCCCUCUGAUUCAAAAAACUAGGGCUUUAAAGUCCCGGUCGACUUUAAUCCAUUAAUCAGUCCAUACGUUCUGAUUCGACUCAAAUUCUGAUAAGACGACUUUUUGCCGUGUUAAUGUCAUACAGUCUAUGGUUAAUUUGAUUUCAUCUGAAGGAAUGUACCAAGUGCUAAUGGGUGUGUCUUCAGAGAACACCCCCCUUGUUUUCAGUAUUUUAGAUUAGCCCAACCCACAGGAGACAGAAAGAUUAAAGUAUGUCAGUGGUUUAAUUUAAUGUUGAGCUACAGUCAGUCGUCCUCUAACGUCCAUGUCACAGACAUCAAAGACAUCACAGACGUCACAGACAUCACAGAUGUCACAGACAUCACAGACGUCACAUGCAUCAGAUACUUCACAGACGUCAGAGACAUCAAAGAUGUCACAGACAUCACAGACGUCACAUGCAUCAAUACUUCACAGACGUCAGAGACAUCAAAGAUGUCACAGACAUCAAAGAUGUCACAGACAUCACAGACGUCACAUGCAUCAAAAACUUCACAGACGGCAGAGACAUCAAAGAUGUCACAGACAUCACAGACGUGACAUGCAUCAAAGACAUCACAGAAGUCAGAGACAUCAAAGAUGUCACAGACAUCACAUGCAUCAAAGACAUCACAGACGUCACAGUGUGACUGCAUUUUACAAAAUAGAUGGCGUUAAAAAAGUCAAGUGCAAAGUUUGCCAGCAACAGUUUUCAUAUCACAGCUCGACUACAAACAUAUCAUAUAUAAAAACAGUAAACUAACUUGUCUUUGUUAUGUUACUCCGUCCGUCUUGAGUACAUGAUCAUAUCAGAAUUAGCAUAUUUCAAUGUUUUAGUCUAAUAAUCAUUGAGUGUAGUUAUCUCUGUAUGUAAGAUACAGACAGAUGUGUCAACACAUCAUACAACCACAAAAAACCUGAACUAGCCCUUUAAACUAGUUAUUACCUCAGACUGUAUUGCCACCUACUGUCCAUUAUGAGUUGUUAUUUAUUGCAAUAGCCUUCAAUGGAUAUAAAUUCCCAAGAAAAAUUGCGUUAACUGUAAGGUAUUCACUUUUAUUAAAUGUCAAAAUGGCCGACUGUCCACUGACCCAAAAUGGCGGCGUCAUUAGAUGACGUGAAGAGUUACUGAAGCCUUUCACAGUUUAUUCUUGUAGUUGCUACCGAGAUUAAGCAGAUGAAACCAAACAUUUGGAAAUUGUGCAUUUAAAUUUUUUUUACAUACAUAUAUGUGUGUAUAUAUAUAUAUAUAUAUAUGUAUAUGUAUAUGUGUAUAUAUAUAUAUAUACACAUGUAUGUAUGUAUGUAUGUAUGUAUGUAUAUAUAUGAUUGUUUCUCCUGGCCAAGUGUGCACUUUGCAUGUUAGCAGCUAACAGAGCAAAUUAGCCAUCAACACAGAGCCUUUAUAAAAGGAUGCUUGGUACUUACUAACUUGGCCACUAGGUUUUUUUGAUUUCUAAGAAUAUUUUGCACUUCGUCCUCAAGUGUCAGCUUUUUAGUACGUCCUCACACACAGUAGACGCAUCUUUUCAUGUCGGACAACUAGUUGUUCUUUUAGCAAUACUGGAUAGACGGUGCCUUAAUGACCGUAGAUUUACAGAGAAACCCACGAGCCCAAAGGCUUUAACUCUGCUGGUGUUUUAUAUGUCGGGUUCUUUCUCAACCCAUUUAUACUUUUGAUAGCUGACUGAUGAUUUCAAAUGUUGAAAUAUGUGAAUAAGCGUAUAGUGGUAACUCAAGUGUCAAAUCAUUCUUUUUUUCCUAUCGUAAUUUUGAGUUAAAAUUGUGCUUCAGAGAAGUGAGAAGGACUUGUUUAAAAUGUUAUAUUAAAGCUCGCACAGUGGCGACAUAGGAAGAAGGCCGAGGACGGCCGAGAUGUAAACUAUCAUGUCAUGUGUGAAACAUAGUGAAGCUCGUAGCAGCACUGAGGAGAUGCUUGGUUUAACCCAGUUGUUGAAACUUGGUCCAGCACAGAGACACCGGCUCCUUUUAAACAAACUUUAUUCCACUUCAGCAUUCUGUACAAAAGGUCUGAACAACAUUUGUAGUUCCGUCCUCAUGGCAGCACUGGAGGUGGACACAGAGCUAACUUGACUAUAUGCACAGAGCGUUACUUUCAACUCGCUCUAGAAUAUAAGCCAGUUCGUUAACGUCCGAUCAGUUAUCACUAGUUCUUGAGGAAACUAGAUUAAAUCAGGAACAGAGUGUUGUGAUAAUUACCCAGAAGUCCACAGGAGGCAACUGACAAUACGUCACUUACAACUUCCACUCAAAUAUAAGCUAACUCCUUAACUUCUGGUCAAUUGUCGCCAAGGUGAAAACUUGUAAAGUAUCAUUUGCAAAAACUGUCAGUGUGUUUACAUGCAUGUUAAAAGUCAGAUUUCAGUCAGACUAAGGUAAUAAUUAGAUUUUCUUAAUGUCAUGUAAACACGUUAAUCCGACUAAAAUCUAGCUAGUCUUAGUCAGACUAACAUACCUGGAUAAUAGUCCGAUUACUCCUGCAUGUAUACGCUUAGUCAUCAAGUCGGACUCAUCAAAAUUUCCUCCACCGGGUCUUUGACUCUGAAGGAGACGUUCUCGAUCUACCUUCAGGUUUCUACACUGCGUUCCAAAUUAUUAUGCAAAUGAUAUUUUUCUCUGAUUUUCCUAAAGAGUCGAUUGAGAUGCACCGUUCCAAAUGAUUACGCAUGGAGACAGAGUUUCAAAACAUUUUAUAGGUUGUAAAGAACUGAAAAUGCUCUUUUGUUUUGUUGGAUUUGCAGCAUUAGGAGGUCAUAUUUACUGAAAUCAAAAGCUAUUUCAAUCAAAAACAUCAGGUCAAGUUACAUUUUAACAUAGGACCUGCUUAUUUGAUAGCAGCUGUUUGGAUGUGAACUGCCUCCCACCCUCAUAGAUCUUUUGCUUGAGGAUCCUCCAAAUAUUCCUCACAUUUGUACGAGUAUAGACAUCGGAAUUCUUGCUCUAUUAACCAUAUCUGGAUUAACCAUAUCUGGAUUAACCAUAUCUGGAAGGCUGGGCCGCCUGGACUGCCGCUUGUUGAAGUGUGUAAAUUUCUUUAGAAGCAUGCGUCGCCCCGUUCUCAACUUAAAUGUGUCAAUCACUCCGCCGUAACUCCACACGUCAGCCCCACUAAAUAGCUCUGUGGAGCUAAACCCCUUUUUAAAGUAUCAGUCGCAAAUAAAACUUACAAUAACAAUUGAAAACUGUGUCACUGGAGGUAGACACAGAGCUAACUAUUGACUAUUUGCACGGAGCGUUACUUACAACUUCCGCUAAAAUAUAAGCUAGCUCCUUAACUUCCAGUCAGUGGUCGCUAAGGGGAAACUUGGACUUUGUAAAGUAUCAUUAGCUAAUAAAACUGAGUCCAUUUAGCUCUGUGUCUACCACCAGUGACAACGUUUGCACGGAGUGUUACAACUUCCAUUAAAAUAUAAGCUAGCUCCGUAACUUCUGGUCGGUUGUUGCUAAGGGGAAACUUGGACUUUGUAAAGUAUCAUUAAUGAUAAAAAUGUACAGAAAUUUAACAUGGUCUUAAAUGAAAAAUGCAUUUCAGCGUAGUGAGGGGACAACAGGUGAGCACCGCCAAGUUCUAUAGCCUAUAAGAGCCGGGCUGGCUUAUUGGAAACAGGAAGUGAUCGUGCCUAUAGUCAGUUGAUGUUUGGAGGGAUAAUGAAGGGUGUUGUGUUUAGAGAUGUCAAAUAUUAAUAUAAUAAUUUGACAUCUGCAACGAAGCUCUUACAACAAUCAUAGGAAUAUAUUUGUCACAUCUGCAGCCACUUGAAUAACACUUUUUGUAUAAUAUCGUAGCUUGAGUGUCUACAAAUACUGAUAUCAGUCCGAUGAAGUUGUUUUACGUCUUUUAAAACCCAUUUGUGCUGAUUCACAACAAAUGAUCUUCACCUGUCGUCAUCUUCCUCAUCUGUGUCUGGGCCGCGGGGGCAGUAACCCCAGCACAGGGGCAGUAACCCCGGGGCAGUAACCCCAGCACAGGGGCAGUAACCCCAGCACUUCUGUUUAAAAGAGGCUCUUUUUAGUGCGAAUGUGUUUUAUCUGCAAUGUACACAGAUUCUUUGCUAACGAUGCUAACAACAUGCUCAUUUCUGAUGCAAAGCUGUGACGUGCAUGCAUCUUCUGGCUGUUAGCAUAGCUGUUAGCAUUAAUGUCAGUAACUCAGAUGUAAAGCAACUGCAUCGGAGCGAUAUUAGUGUUUACGAUACUCAAGACUGCGAGAUUAUCGGUUUCUAACAUGAAAAAGUGUUAUUGAGGCGUCGAUUCAUGCUUUGUUCAAAGUGAGGGAUUCUAUCAUCAGGUUUUCUCCUGUGUUUAUAAAAGUGUGAUCUCUGUGUUUUGUCACUUCUAUUUACAAUCUUGAUCUCCCGUACAUGUGACGCGUUUUAAUGCUCUAUUGUUUUUGUUAGCCGCUAAUGUAGACGCAGCUCAGAGCAGCUCAUAAAUACUGUAGCAAAGCCAGAGGGAGAAGGUUUGAUUCCUUUGAUAAGGACAUGUGAUGAGCGGACUCGUCAGAAGGAGACACACGUUCAUGUCCACGAGAUGGACUGAAGAAGGAUUCCUGAAGCAGUUUCUUUCUCGUGUUGCACUGGGGCACUUUUUUUUAGCCCACUUGUAAAUCUAAAGUACUUUUUUUUUCAAUUUUGUUGUUGAGUUGUAUACUUAAUUAUGUUUGUGUAAAAACACAUUUGUUCUUUUAAGCUUUGAGGUUUGAUUGAGUAAGCAAGAUAAUCCAUGUUAUGAAUGUCGUACUGUGUAUCUUAUGUAUUACAACAUGUAAGCACCUGGAGGAGGAGGAGGAGGAGGAGGAGGAGCAUCGAUGGAGAGCAAGUUACCUAUCGAGAUAUGAAUUGCAUGAAAUGCAGUGACGUCUCUCAAAAUGUGUUGCUAAAUACCAAGUAAUAACUAUGCAUCAUUUUAAAUGCAUUGUUCCCUGAUUUAAAAAGAAAAAGGAAAAAAGAAAUGGAAUGAGCGAGCACUGAAGUUUAAAAAGAAGAAAGGACAAGCACGUUGUCGUUGUACAGUGUAUUUGAGAGAAUUGAUCAAAAAAGGAAUUUGACAAUAUUCAGAUUAAAAAGCCCUGUAAAGUAUUUUGAUAUUUUUGUGUGUAAAAUUAAAAGGACAGAUUAAGACGA